Durotheca rogersii is the source of this 1371-nucleotide messenger RNA. RefSeq names its product phosphorylase family protein. Bases 288 to 1208 code for a protein of 306 amino acids. Gene Ontology annotation, biological process: nucleoside metabolic process. The record is from RefSeq and is a predicted model, not a curated record. Gene Ontology annotation, cellular component: cytosol. The transcript is spliced from 3 exons. Gene Ontology annotation, molecular function: S-methyl-5-thioadenosine phosphorylase activity. NCBI's taxonomy places the organism in Eukaryota, Fungi, Ascomycota, Sordariomycetes, Xylariales, Xylariaceae.
CGUGUGGCGCCGUGGAGGGGAGAGCAGAGAUAUGAGGGGGAGGGGCACGAAAUGUCACCAAUAUCGCAGCCAUGCAUUAACGCCUCACCUACCCCCCUUUGCCCUUAUCACCGUCUCUUUUUCUCUCAGGCCACGACGACGGCGCGACCGUUUCGACCUGCCCUUCACUUCCCACCCAUUGACCCGGAAGCAAGGGGCCAGAUCAUCUAGGAAAUACUUAUGCAGACACCUAAAUCCUCCUAGAUCCUCACCAAAACUCCGCCGCCGUCCGAACAAAGUCCGCGAUAAUGUCCGACCUCCCCGACACCUUCGACCGCCCGGUCCACAUCGCCGUCAUAGGCGGGACUGGGCUCUACAAGAUCGAAGGGUACACGCCGAUCGCGCGCGUGAACCCGCUGACGCCGUGGGGCUACCCGUCGGCGCCCAUCCUGAUCCUCGAGCACGGCGGCGUGCCCGUCGCCUUCCUCGCGCGCCACGGCGUCCACCACCAGUUCGCGCCCCAUGAGAUCCCCGCCCGCGCCAACAUCGCUGCCCUCCGCUACCUCGGCGUCCGCUGUGUCGUCGCCUUCUCCGCCGUCGGCUCCCUCCGCGAGGACAUCAAGCCCAUGGACUUCGUCAUCCCCGACCAGGUCAUCGACCGCACCAAGGGCAUCCGUCCCUUCACCUUCUUCGAGGGCGGCCUCGUCGGCCACGUUCCCUUCGGCGAUCCCUACGACUCCAAGAUCGCCGACGUCGUCCGCCGCUGCGCCGCCGCCAUGCAGGGCGAAGGCGUCGUCCUCCACGGCGAGGGUACCGCCAUAUGCAUGGAAGGGCCUCAGUUCUCGACUCGCGCCGAGUCAAACCUAUACCGGUCGUGGGGCGGAUCCGUGAUCAGUAUGUCGCUGUUGCCUGAGGCGAAGCUGGCGCGCGAGGCCGAGCUCGCGUACCAGGUGAUCUGCAUGGCUACCGACUACGACUGCUGGCACACGACCGAGGACGUUGACGUGUCGAUGGUCAUGCAUUACAUGGAGAGCAACGGCCGCAACGCGCGCCACCUUGUCGGCGCCGUACUCGACGAGCUGUGCAAGCACGAGAACAGCGACCUCGUCACCGCCAAGCACUGGGAGGGCACCAGCAAGGGUGCCGUCAUAUUCUGCACCAAGCCCGAGGGCCGCAACCCUGAAGCUCUCAAGAAAGUCGAGUACCUGUUCCCCGGGUUCCUGGAUUGAGCAAUAGGGGCUUCGAGAAGGGCAGAAUGAAACAGAAAAACACUAGGCCACAACGGGUUCAACACCAAAGCUACGGUAAAAGGUAGAUAUGCUUAUAUAGAUACCGUGAUAGACUAAUCAUGAUAGACGGAUUGGAUGCGAAACACGAGUCGUCCCUCGAAAU